CAGAAUCUCUCAAAUGAACAUUUGGAAGUGCGAAAACGAGCGCCAUCAAUGCGGGAUGAUGAUAGAACAUAAUGCCGCCAUCCCUAGGUGCAGAGCGUACUUGAGAGACCACAAGAACGUGACAGAGCGAAAGACAACAUACUUGCCAUGGCAUCGGAUCAUCAAAAACGCUGAGAGCAACGUCAAGGCCGCUACGACCUAUGCGCGACCCCGGAACUGCAUCCGGGACGGAAAGCUGAUCGACUCUGCAUCUUCUGCUGAACCUUAUAUCGCAAUUAGUUACGUGUGGGACACCCGUCCUUCUUUCAAAGAAUGGGAAGGCAGGCGGGUCACAGAGCAGGCAUUACACAUCGCCGACCGACUCUCGAAACACACCUCAUAUGCUCUGUGGAUCGAUGCAAUCUGCAUUGACCAGGACAACGAACCAGUAAAGAUGGUUGAGCUUGCGAAGAUGGCGGAUAUAUACCGCGGAGCCACAGCAGUGUUAUGCCUUGUACCGGAGAUAGACCAAACGACAAGCAGAGUCGUGGAGCAUGGAACCGGAAUCAUAGAUUUAGAUGGGUUCCGUGCACUUGAACACGCUGGAGACACACACGGGAUGUACAUGUUCGCUUCCCAAGGCUCAAACGAGGCGUUGCACAAGCUAUUCAGCAGCAGGUGGUGGACGCGUGCCUGGACGUUUCAAGAGGCAGUUCUUAAUCGCGUAACGUUUUUGGUGGGAGAGAAAGAGGAAACUAUUCCCAUUUCCGACGUCCUCAAAAUCUCUCACCCGAUUAGUCGACGGGCAGCGACACAGAAGAAAGACAACUUGUUGGGGCAAUUAUCCAGUUUUUGGGACUCGGUUCAUUCCAUGUCGGACGCGAUGAAGGUAUACAUGCCGCUCGGGACAGCUAUAUCGAGCGUGUGGAGGCGCCAAUCUACCGUCACUCAUGACAUGGCGUACUCUCUGCUUGUGGAGAAAGUGUUCACUGACCUUGUGGACAAAGCCAGCUCGAAGGGGGACUUUUCCUGGCUGAGAUGGAGCCACUUAAUCGACAGAGACGCCACAUGUGAAGGAAUGUCCAUGGUGCCCGUACCUGCAACUGUGUUAGCAACCCCUGCCAGUGCUAUCACAGAGUGGCGUUCCGUAGAAGUUCCUCAGAGGUCAGUUGUCCGUGGAGGAGCCGUUGGUGUUUGCAUUCCGCAUCGGUCAACUGGCGUUAUAAGAUGGCAAUCACAACCGGAAGACAUCAAGGGAAUUAUCAACAUGCUCCAAAAGCUAUCAUACGACCCCGAAGACAUAUGGAACUUAUUAUUUGGUCUGCACGUCGGAUUGGCGUGCGACGUCGAUAGAGCCGUGGGAGGAUCUGGGCUGGCUCAGGCGUUGCUCAACCUGGCGACUGGAUACAUCGACGGCACGAUCAAAUUGGAGGACUCGGAGGAUGAUUUGCAAAGGUUUGGAGAAAUGCGCAGUCGGUCGUGA
Messenger RNA from Suillus subalutaceus, 1462 nucleotides. Its product is annotated as heterokaryon incompatibility protein-domain-containing protein. Lineage: Eukaryota; Fungi; Basidiomycota; Agaricomycetes; Boletales; Suillaceae. The record is from RefSeq and is a predicted model, not a curated record. The coding region runs from base 14 to 1462 and encodes 482 amino acids. The transcript has 4 exons.